CACGUGGUCAAAGAUGCUGAGGCUGAAGAGACUGGGAAAACGUGCAAAAGACUGAAGCAAAACACUCACAGUCACUCGGGAUGGUGAUGUACUGAAAGACAUGGCUGAGUUUGGUUGGGGUCUGUCAGAAGACUUGGUGCAGAAAUCUCAGCAUGAACUAGGGGAAGAUCAAGCACGCCGAUUUGAUGACUUAUCUGAUGUCAGGGAGCAGAUUGAAACUCGACCAGAUAUAACAUUUUUGAGAACAGACGAUGCAUUCCUUCUGAGAUUUUUAAGAGCUAGAAAAUUUGACACAGUGGAAGCUUUCAAGUUAUUUGCAAGAUACUUUGAGUUUCGUCAAAACAAUCCAAGUCUUUUCAAGAACUUCAAUGCCUCUGAGCCCGGUAUCAAAGCCUCGCUAUAUGACGGCAUUCCCAGUGUGUUACCGAACUGUGACCCCCAAGGGAGGCGAAUCAUUGUGGUCUUUGCUGCUAACUGGGACAGUGGUAGAUACCAGCUACCCUCAGUUUACAGGGCAAUACUGCUAACGUUAGAGAAGUUAAUUGACGAUGAGGCAUGUCAGAUUAAUGGAUUUGUCAUUGUGGUGGAUUGGAGUCAGUUUACAUUUGGCCAAUCUAGGUCAUUGAAUCCAAAAGUUUUAAAGCAAAUGGUGGAGGGACUUCAAGACUGCUUCCCUGCAAGAUUUGGUUCCAUUCACUUUGUAAAUCAACCCUGGUACAUUGAAGCUAUCUGCAAGAUCAUCUUGCCAUUCCUGAAAGAAAAGAGUAGAAGAAAGAUACACAUGCAUGGGAUCAAUUUGGGAACUCUCCACAAUUUUAUCCACAAGGAAGCCUUACCUGCUGAGCUUGGAGGAACGUUGCCUGAACACAAUAUCAUGAACUGGGCUGCUGAGCUUAUAGGAGAUGAAAGCUUCAGUUUUGGUGAUAAACACAUAUACUGGCCAGAGCAUUGUUUUAUUAAGAAAAGGUCAGACACAUUCCCUUCCGCUUUCCAUUUGAAACAGAAAUGGGACCAAAAUAGAGAUUUUACAAGAAACACCACUCUGGAUGAAGAUUUCUUCCUUAUAGACUGAUUAAUUUGUAAACGUAUGGAGAGUCGACUGAGAAAUCUUCAUUUUUUAAGUACAUGUACAUUUAAAGUACUCAGCUGUGUGCACUGCAAAGGUCUUAAUUUUGCAUAGUACUUUUUGAGUAUCAAUAGAUUUGUUUGCUAUAUACAUGUAUACAUACAUUUGAUAUUAUCCAGAUAUUUCCUUGUGCAAUAUUAUUCAUGCAGCUGUAAGAAUAUGCCAGUUCACUUGUUGAAGAAUUUGAGAAAAUACUCUUUGGUUUUGUUUUAUGUGUCUGCUCAUAAUCCCUGCCAACAGUGUUGGAGGCAUUUUAUGUUUUUAUGCGCCCGGAUCAAUAAAUCCAAGGCGUAUAUUGUUUUCGUCCUGUCUGUUAGUCUGUUUGUUUUCAACUUUAACCUUUGCCAUAACUUUUGAAACAUGAGAGAUAGAGACUUCUUAUUAGAUAUGCAUACUCUACAAAAAAAGUUCUUUCAAAUGACAUCAAGGUCAAUGACCUUGACUGUGACCUAUAUGCUAAAAAUAGCUUUAUCGAACUUUUGCAAUAACUAUUGAACCAUGAAAGAUAUAGACUUCAUAUUUGGUAUUCUUACUCCACUAAUGAAGCUCUUUCAAUUGACACCAAGGUCAUUGACCUUGUGGCCUUGACUGUCACCUAUAUGCUAAAAAUAACUUUCGAAAUUUGGCCAUAACUUUUGAACCAUGAGAGAUAAAGACCUCAUAUUUGGUAUGCAUCCAAUACUAAUUAAACUCUUUCAAAUGACACCAAGGCCAUUGACCAUGUGACCUUGACUGUGACCUAUAUGCUAAAAAUAGUUUUUUGGAACUUUGUUGCCACGGGGCACAUAGUGUUUCACAAACACAUCUUGUUUUUUCCGUUUUGUUUGUUUAUAAUUGCUAGAUUAAUCAAAAAAGGAUUUUAGUUAAUGAUCAUAUAUUUAAGCCAGAAGGUUGAGUUUGUUUCCUGAUUGAUUUUUUUUUAAAUUUUGAUUUAUGCAAAGCUGUUGUUAAUUGUAAUUCUAGAAGUUUACUCCUACAAAAUUACUAAAGAAAUACAUUUUGAGUUUAUAAUCAUUUUUUUUUUCCAAAACAAAAAAAGAAACAAGGAAUUUUUAGAACAAAGUAUGACCAAAGGUUUUAUGGAUGAAAUUACAAAAUUAUUCAUGAAAAUAAUUCAUGAUUUAUUUAAAGUAUACAUGUAUUCAUUAUGUUAUUUUUUUAUUGACUCAUGGAUUUUGAUUUUACAUGUACAUGUAUUAUGGAAAGUAUUAUCAACAAUGAUAUAAAAGUAAACUGUAGUCCUUACUAGUGUCACUAGCUGUCUCCACAGAGUACAGAUAAUUGUUUACAGCAUAGUACAAGUACUUCAAAACAAAUACAAAUUACACAAUGUACAUUGAAAUGAUCUGAAGGGUUUUGUGCAAUAUAGUUUGACUGUGGUCAUAAAGAUUAGUGUGGGCUAGAGACCCGGACUGAAAAACUUCUGCAGUGUAUUUGUUCAACUGUAAUGUUAUAAUUGUUUCUCCUACUCCUUAGCCAUUUGAAUGAAUGUUGGUUUAUUAAGACUACUGUACAGAUCGAUGUCUAGAUACAUACACAUAUAUUUUAAAAGAAAUCAAUUGAAAUAAAACAGAAAAAAGUGACGGAGGAAAAAAAGAGAUUAACCCAACAAAACAACAUGCAUGUGCACCAUUUUCACAAAAGCUAUCUACUUAAAAAAAAUUGUUUGACUGCUUGUUGUUUUUUUUUCUGUAAUUUAAUGUCUGAAAUUUGAUUUCCAUCUGUGUACAAUGUUGGAAUAAAAAACAAUACAAAUUCUUAAUAUCAAGUGCCAAUUUCUGUAUGGGACAAUAAAAUGUGCAUUAUCAUAAAUUACUUUCAAAAUUUUUUUUUUUCAAAAAAUGCAUCCAUGUAUUGACUAUAUACAGUUGUAAGCUAUACAUGUAAUUGUAUGCAAAUUUUACACUUGGUUUGUUAUGCAGUUAUUGCAAUAAGUUCACAUGCACUUUCAUACUGAAUGUAAGCCAGUGUAAAGUUUGAAUUUCAAAGUAUUUUAUACUUGUUUGGGAUUUGUAGAUCUAUUGUGCUCUACAACUAGGUGUUCCUGUCAUUUACUUAGAAGAACAUUUAUUGCCAUUUCUUGUGUAAAUGCAACUUAAAAUGAUAAUUUGAUUUAACAGUACAACAGAUAGUGACAGUCACUGCUAUUUCUAAGAUUUAAAAAAUGCAUUUUCAAUGAAAUUUAUGAAGCUAUACUUUCUAGACAAUUUCAAUAUUUCUUUCCUUGUGUAAAUUUUGCUACAUGCAUGUGUGGUUCAUUGAUUUUGAAAUAAUUGAAUUGUUAUGAAUUUUGUUUUCAGUAUUGUCUGAAUAAAUAUU
Messenger RNA from Saccostrea cuccullata (small rock oyster), 3445 nucleotides. Its product is annotated as clavesin-2-like. Bases 101 to 1072 code for a protein of 323 amino acids. Gene Ontology annotation, cellular component: membrane. The transcript has 6 exons. NCBI's taxonomy places the organism in Eukaryota, Metazoa, Mollusca, Bivalvia, Ostreida, Ostreidae. Gene Ontology annotation, molecular function: phosphatidylinositol bisphosphate binding. The record is from RefSeq and is a predicted model, not a curated record.